AUGGAUCAGUUGAAGCAGAUCAUCUCCUUAGGCCAGCUUAUCUACAACCAGUGUGCGGAGAUGAAAUACUGCCGGAAACAGUGCCGACGUCUAGGGGACCGCGUCCAGGGCCUGCUGCAGCCUCUGCAAAUGCUCCAGGACCAAGGAGAGAGGAACCUGCCCUCCCAGAUCACCACUGCGCUGAGCCGUUUCCAGGCUGCCCUAGAGGAAGCUAAGGAGCGGAUAGACAAGUUCAGCAAUAAGUCCAAUAUCCAGAAGUUUCUAACAGCAGGGCAUGACAGCAUAGUCUUUGGUGGGGUGAACCAGAGGCUGAGCAAUGUCUGGGAGGAGCUCUCUCUGCUGCUCCAGGUGGAUCAGUGGAGGCACACUUCAAGCCUCAGCCCAGGAGCGUCCUGGCAACAGGAAGAUCAACAGGAUGCAGAGGAGGACAGGAAAGCUCUCCAAGGACUGAGUGAGAAAGAAACUGUAAAAACUUUAUUGAGGCAACUGGAGAACAUGAAGGAAACCAUCGAAGCUGUGAGGAGCUGGAUGAGGUCGGAUUCACAGAAACCCAAGAAGGGGUUCCCACAAGAUCAAAUCAAGGAGAUUAAGAAGGAGGAGCUUCCAGAAGCCGAUUGGAUCCUACUAAAGGAAAAUGAAUCCAGCACACUUUAUAAAGGAAAAUACCACGAAUCUCCCGUGGCCAUAAAAGUAUUCAACAACUCCCAGGCCCAAGGCAUUGGAAUAGUGAGGCAUACUUUCAAUAAUGAAAUCAGAACCAUGAAGAAGUUUGAUUCCCCCAACAUCCUGCGCAUGUUUGGGAUUUGCAUUGAUGAAGCAGUGACACCCCCUCAGUUAUCCAUCGUCAUGGAGUACUGUGAGCUCGGGACCCUGAGGGAGCUGCUGGAUCGGGAAAAGGACCUCACCCUGGCCAAGCGCAUCAUCCUGACCCUGGAGGCAGCCAGAGGCUUGUACAGGCUGCACCAUUCGGAAACACCCUCAGAACUCCACAGGAACAUCAGCAGCACGAGCUUCCUGGUGACUAAAGACUACAACGUGAAGCUUGCAGGAUUUGAGUUGAGCAAAACACAGACUUCCAUCAGCCGACAAACUGGGGGAAAAGAAGCAGAGAGAGUCAAUUCUGCCGCGUACAUCUCGCCUCAGAGGUUGGAAAAUGUGUAUAGUAAAUACGACAUAAAAGCUGAAAUAUACAGCUUUGGAAUUGUUCUCUGGGAGAUCGCCACUGGGAAGAGCCCAUUUGAAGGUUGUGAUUCCAAGAAGAUCUACCAGCUGGUGGCUGAGUCCCGGCACCGAGAGCCAGUGGGUGAAGAUUGCCCUUCACAGUUGCAGGAGAUCAUUGAUGAUUGCCGUGCCUAUGAACCCUCCAGGAGGCCCUCUGUUAAAGAAAUCUUAAAGAGACUGUCUCCCUUUUGUUAA
Rangifer tarandus platyrhynchus (Svalbard reindeer) is the source of this 1416-nucleotide messenger RNA. The record is from the annotation of a GenBank genome assembly. Lineage: Eukaryota; Metazoa; Chordata; Mammalia; Artiodactyla; Cervidae.